Messenger RNA from Eurypyga helias (sunbittern), 2750 nucleotides. Its product is annotated as serine/threonine-protein phosphatase 4 regulatory subunit 1-like. Lineage: Eukaryota; Metazoa; Chordata; Aves; Eurypygiformes; Eurypygidae. Gene Ontology annotation, molecular function: protein phosphatase regulator activity. Bases 30 to 2750 code for a protein of 906 amino acids. The transcript is spliced from 17 exons. Gene Ontology annotation, biological process: protein dephosphorylation. The record is from RefSeq and is a predicted model, not a curated record.
UUGAAGAUUAUGGACCAGACUGUGAUAGCAUGAGGAUAACAGCAUUCCUGGAUAUUCCCGGACAGGAAAAUUUAACUCCACUGGCUCGUCUUGAAAAAUAUGCCUUCAGUGAUAACAUAUUUAACAGGCAAAUUAUUGCCAGAGGUCUUUUGGAUGUCUUUCGAGAUUUCAGUAAUAACGAAGAAGACUUCCUGACUGUAAUGGAAAUAGUGGUCAGGCUCUCUGAAGAUGCAGAACCAACUGUACGUACAGAGCUGAUGGAACAAAUACCUCCUAUUGCCAUUUUUCUGCAAGAAAGUCGACCAAAAUUCCCAAUGGCGUUUUUUGAGUACCUUAUGCCCAUAGUGGUGAGAUACCUCACAGAUGUUAACAAUCAGGUUAGAAAGGCAGGUCAAGAAGCACUGCUGAUACUGCUAGAACAAGACCUUGUUGCUCAGAGUGACAUUGAAAAUAAGGUGUGUCCAAUUCUGUUGGAUCUCUCUGCCCCUGACAGUGAUGAUGAGUACAAGGUGGAAGCUGUGAAUAUAAUCUGUAAAAUGGCUUCUAUGCUCAGCAGAACAACGGUUGAACACAUGCUGCUUCCACGUUUCUGUGAACUGUGCAGUGAUGGGAAAUUGUUUCAGGUCCGAAAGAUUUGUGCAGCUAACUUUGGUGACAUUUGUAAUGCAGUUGGACAGGAAGCCACAGAAAGACUGCUGAUUCCCAAGUUCUUUGAACUCUGUUCUGAUAGCGUUUGGGGAAUGAGAAAAGCUUGUGCUGAAUGCUUCAUGGCAGUGUCUUACACCACAUCCCCAGAAGUUCGCAGAAGCAAACUGUCCCCGCUUUUCAUCAGUCUUAUUAGUGACACUUGUAGAUGGGUUCGUCAGGCUGCUUUUCAGUCUCUUGGCCCAUUUAUUUCUACCUUUGCAAACCCUUCAAGUGCUGGUCUUUACAUUCGAGAAGAUGGGACACUGAGUAUCCGACCAUCAACGCAAGAUGUGAAUUCCAAUUCCUGUCAGCCAAGCAACAAUAUAACCUUAAUGUCUUCCAGUACAAACUCUGCAUUGUCCAGUUCAGAACAACCAGUGGACAUCAGACCAGAAUUGUCGACGGAGGAGACUUCAGCUGAAGUUACUACAAAGCUCUCGGUUGAGAACCUAAAUAAAGAUACACGGGAAGAAAGUCCAGUUUGUUGUACCAAUCCUGGAGAAGAUGUGUCUCCACUGUCUCAGAGUGACAAAAUUGCUGCUGAAGUCAUUAAGGACAGCAGUUUUCCUGAAACGCACCCAAGGCUACAGCCUGCUGAGGAUGUAUUUAAUACUUUUCUCUAUUGGCGCCCUCCUCUGCCUGAUAUAAGUCAGGAUCUGGAGUUGCUUCAGUUCAAGACUGAAAAGCACAAAGAUAGCUGCUCUGUGCCAUGUAAUAACUGUGUCGCUAGUAAUGAAAUAAAAAAAGUUCUAGAAAGCUUGCAGGAGCACAUAGAUGAUCCAGAUGUUCAAGCUCAGGUCCAAGUGCUGUCUGCUGCUCUCAGAGCUGCUCAGUUUGAUUCUGUUGGUGACUAUGAGACCAAAAAAAUGGAAGAAGGCAGUGGCAAACUUCAGAGCAAAACUAUUUCAGAAGAAACAGCUCUCUCGGAUGCUACCUGCAACCAGGUGGAGGAGGAUACGCUCCAAUCCCCUGCCUCCCAGGAUAGCAUCAGUGACCAGUCGACCACCGGUCUAGUGAACAGCACGGAGUCAGAGGAACAACACAGAGGAACCAGUGUCUUUUUAAAGAAAGAGCAAGAAAAUAAUCCACCAUUUGAAGAUGACAAGUCAAAAUUACAGGAUAUCAUACCUCAGCCUUUACUAGACCAGUAUUUGUCAAUGACGGACCCGGCUCGAGCCCAGACGGUUGAUACUGAAAUAGCCAAACACUGUGCGUACAGUCUUCCUGGGGUGGCCUUGACACUGGGCAGGCAGAACUGGCACUGCCUGAAAGACACAUACGAGACGCUGGCCUCGGAUGUACAGUGGAAGGUGCGUCGGACGCUAGCUUUCUCCAUCCAUGAACUAGCAGUUAUUCUGGGGGAUCAGCUGACGGCUGCUGACCUGGUGCCAAUUUUCAAUGGAUUCUUGAAAGACCUGGAUGAAGUGCGUAUUGGUGUCCUUAAACAUCUGUACGACUUUCUGAAGUUACUUCAUGCAGACAAAAGGCGAGAGUAUCUUUACCAACUUCAAGAGUUUGUGGUGACUGAUAACAGCAGGAACUGGAGGUUUCGUUAUGAGCUGGCAGAGCAGCUGAUCCUAAUACUGGAACUCUACAAUCCCAACGAUGUCUAUGACUACUUAAGGCACAUUGCACUAACUCUCUGCUCUGAUAAAGUUUCAGAAGUUCGGUGGAUCUCCUUCAAACUGGUUGUAGCGAUACUACAGAAGUUCUAUGCAAACAAUGCAAAUGCGCUGGGAUUAAAUUUCAUUAAUGAACUUGUAGUGCGGUUUCGUCACUGCUCCAAGUGGGUUGGAAGACAAGCUUUCGCCUUCAUUUGUCAGGCCGUAGUGGAAGAAGAGUGUAUGCCUGCCGACCAGUUUGUUGAACACCUGCUCCCCAGUCUUCUGAGCCUGGCUUCGGAUCCGGUGCCGAACGUGCGGGUUCUGCUGGCCAAGGCCCUGCGGCAGACCUUGCUGGAGAAAGGUGCGGUCAUUCCCUGCCCGGGCCGGAAGCCCUGGCCGACCCCCCGGGCGGGAACCCCCGGCCGACCGCUGCCAGUGCGGUUGCUGACGGCUAGCUGA